Haliotis rubra (blacklip abalone) is the source of this 1123-nucleotide messenger RNA. RefSeq lists its product as uncharacterized. Lineage: Eukaryota; Metazoa; Mollusca; Gastropoda; Lepetellida; Haliotidae. The coding region runs from base 251 to 1123 and encodes 290 amino acids. The transcript has 4 exons. The record is from RefSeq and is a predicted model, not a curated record.
AUGUAAGCCGACUACGCUUGUAUAUUCGCUUAGACGCUUGUGCUAUUUGAUCCGAGUCUUUCGUGGUUAAUGGUUCAGCUUCCUUGUAGCGGCUGGCUACGUCUACAACUGUCAGGGCGUACUUAUAGGUUUUACCUCUCACCCUGUCGUAUGGAAGAAACAACAGGUCGGCCUGGUGAACUUGAUUAGGUGUAUGUAUACCGAAUUUUCUCCUCGGUAUAUAUUUUGGUGCUGAAUGGUCUCAUGAAGAAUGGAAACUGGACCACUGACAAACACUCCAGAUGUGACAGAGUGCAUACAGUCCCCAUCGAAAUCAACUCUUGGUGGCCCGGUGGCAGGAUCAGCAGCAGGCACACAGUCUGUUAUUGAAGGGAACCAACCAAAGGACAUUCACUCCACACUGUCGCCAACACAAGAUGGUGCUGUAAUAGAAGGGAGUCAAGAGCAGGGGAGACAACCCAACCCUUCCGUAAUGGAGGAGAACCAGCGACAGGGACUUCAAUCCAUUUCUACAACAACACACAACUACAUCGGUUGUUCUGUAUCCCAGUAUGAUCUGUCCAACUCAUCUCACACUUCAUUGGGGAAUCCCGAACAUCGUGGCUGUGUAUCACAAGCAUCUCUUAGCAUCAGGAUCAAGCAGCUGAAUGAGGUGUUUGAGGAAAUUCGCACACUCCACACAGCAGAAGAACCCCUGAAAAAACACAACCAUGUGGCACUUUGUGGAGCUCCUGGUGAUGGGAAAACAAGCAUUGCUCUCAAGAUAUGUGAGAAAUAUCUCCUAAAGAAAUAUGAAGUUGUGUUUGUUGAAAAUAUUGAAGAGUUUCAAGUAGAUACAAUAAUUCAACGACAGUGUGACAUGUUGAUUGUGUUUGAUGAUAUGUUUGGUUCUGUAGCAUUUCCAUCCUAUCUGCAGAAAAUCAAGAAAGUGUUGACCGCCCUGGCUGAUGAUAUAGUAAACAUCUCAGUCCAGAAGGAACAACAGGACAAGAGGAAGAGAGAGCUGAAAAAAUUGAAUGUAGACAAGAAGAAUGAGACUCUAGGUGAUGAUGAUUCAAAAGCCUCUACAAACUCAAAAGUGUCUUCAUUAUCUAGAACAUACAACUGGAAUGAAGGGAUGUAG